GCUGCCCAGCUUGCGAAACCAAGCUGCUGGCAGGUUAAGGGAGCAGGGAGAAGGCAGGUUGGAGGUCCUGCAAAUCAGGACUGCUCACGCACCUGGCAGCAGGGAGACGUGGAAGGCAAAUUCAAGAUGGGCAAGUACCACAUCCGCAGGUAUGAAGAUCGGGACUACGAAGCCGCCCGUACGAUAUUCUCCCGGGGGAUCAACGAACAUGCUCCUGCGGGUUUCCGGCAUGUUCUCUCUUGCCCCCAGACCCACCUGUUGCUCCUGGCCGUGCUCCUUGCCACCUACCUGGGCUCCUCUUCCCUCCUCCUUUCCCUCGGUGCCGUGGCUGCCCUGUUGGCCUUGGGCUGGAUUUUCACGAAGGGCUUCUGGGCGGAGUAUGUGCACGAUGCCCUCGCCAGCGACAUGAAGGACAUCCGCCAGGCAUACCUGGUGCCCAAGGACUGCAACUUCUGGGUGGCGGAGGCUGGCGGCGAGGUGGCGGGCAUCGUCGCUGCCACCUACCCGGUAGACCCGUCUCUGCACGGCAAGGCACUGGAGCUGAAGCGCAUGUCUGUGGCAAAGGAGCACCGGGGCCACGGACUCGGCAAGGCUCUCACCAGGACGGUGCUCCUCUUCGCCCAGGAGCACGGGUACAAGGAGGUGGUGCUGGGCACCUCCAUGGCGCAGGUGGCGGCCCACCGGACGUACGAGGGCAUGGGCUUCCGCAAAGUCAAAGAGAUAUGCCCCACCGCCCUCUGUAAGCUGCUGCGGUUCUACAUCUUCAUCUACCGCUACGAGAUCGGAGGGUCUCGCUGACGCCGGCAACAUGGAGGAAGAGAUUGUGGCCUGUUUGCAGACAGGUGCCAACUAGGGAUGAGGGAGAAAGUUGAUCCGAUGAAUAUUAAAAAUGGGCCUACCUAACAUGCACUGAUUUGCCAAAUAUGCACAUACAGUGGCACCUCGGGUUACGUACUUAAUUGGUUCCGGGUUGCCGUUCGUAACCCAAAAAGUACGC
This is a messenger RNA of Lacerta agilis (Sand lizard), 997 nucleotides long. It is a transcript of the gene NAT8, whose product is annotated as N-acetyltransferase 8 (putative). The coding region runs from base 127 to 798 and encodes 223 amino acids. Lineage: Eukaryota; Metazoa; Chordata; Lepidosauria; Squamata; Lacertidae. The record is from RefSeq and is a predicted model, not a curated record. The transcript has 2 exons. Gene Ontology annotation, molecular function: N-acetyltransferase activity.